Messenger RNA from Panthera uncia (snow leopard), 3629 nucleotides. RefSeq names its product serine active site containing 1 (gene SERAC1). The record is from RefSeq and is a predicted model, not a curated record. The transcript has 13 exons. Bases 557 to 2530 code for a protein of 657 amino acids. Lineage: Eukaryota; Metazoa; Chordata; Mammalia; Carnivora; Felidae.
CUUUAAGGAAUUUAUUCAUGCAAACUAAAAUCAUCUCAUGGAUUCAUAAAUAUGAAUACCAACUUAUUAACAGAGGGCAAAAAAUCUGUCACAGAGGCUGGAAAACCUGUCUUUAUUAGAACAUUCCUGUUCUCCAUAUUUAGGUCACAUGGAAACCUAAUUAGUAACCAGACAGUUGUUUGGUGAACAUGAAAUUUUAGAGCAGAGGCAUACAUAUCUUUUCAUCAAGAUAUGGGUAGCCUGAUGAGUCACUGCACUUGACUUACAGCUGCCUGUUCCUACAUUGUUGGCCAGAAUAAUCAUGCCUGGUAGUACAUUAUGUUCCCUGAGUGGGACAGGUUCUGGUUUUCCCUGUCUGUAGUUGUCUGUGUCACCACUCUGUCCUGUUUGUAUUUAUUAUUAUCUCACCUGGUGUAUUACAAUUUCAAUUACACAGAUAAUUUUUAUAGUUUACAAUUUAUCUGUAUCACAAAGAUAAAUCUCAUUAAGGUAUCCCCAGAUUUCAGUUUGAGAAGGGCUAUUGUUAAGGGACAUUUUCCUGAAUGUAGUUAAACCUAUGUUGGAUGUGAGGAUUUUUGUUAGCUUUAGUGAGUGUUUUUGUUUUUGUUUAGUUUUUUACUUUUUUCCUGACUUGGAGAGAAGUCUUAUUUUGGGAUCUAGUGUUCUGUGUUUGCAUAAUGGUUUUAGUUGUUUUGAUAGUUAUAAUGAAAGAGAAAAAUGCUAUUUUAUGUUUUUCAAAAAAUUUGUAGCUUAUAUAUUUCUCUUUGAAGUAUUAGAGCAUAGGAUUAAGCAUAUAUACUUGGUUUUAUCUAAAUUUGUAAUCAUUUUAGGAAUCACUUACCAGGCAAGAAAAGAGCUUCACAAAGCAGUAAGAAAAGUUUUGGCAACAUCAGCCAAGAUACUGCGGGGCCCAUUUGCCGACACUUUUAGUACCAUCGAUGUGGAGGAUCAUGAAUGUGCUGUGUGGCUGCUCCUGAGGAAGAGCCAGUCGGGGGACAGGACAGCGCGAUUGCAGGCCGUACAGGAGAUGUCGGAGACCCACCACUGGCAUGAUUACCAGUAUAGGAUAAUUGCUCAAGCCUGUGAUCUGAGAACUCUUAUCGGUUUGGCACGAAGCAAAGAGAGUGAUCUUCGUUUUUUCCUGCCACCACCUCCUUUGCCAUCUUUAAAUGAAGAUACUUGCAUUGAAGAAGAGCUCAGACAGUUGCUGGCUUCUUUACCUCAAACGGAGCUAGAUGAGUGUAUCCAGUAUUUCACAUCUUUGGCUCUGAGUGAAAGCAGUCAAAGUCUAGCUGCUCAGAAGGGUGGCUUAUGGUGUUUUGGAGGAAAUGGACUUCCUUAUGCUGAAAGUUUUGGAGAAGUUCCUUCAGCUACGGUGGAAAUGUUCUGUUUAGAAGCUUUGGUAAAACAUUCUGAGAUACCCACACACUGUGAUGAAAUUGAAGCAAAUGGAGGCUUGCAACUACUUCAGAGGCUGUACCAACUUCACAAGGAUUGUCCCAAAAUACAGAGAAAUAUAAUGCGUAUCAUUGGAAACAUGGCUUUGAAUGAACAUCUUCAUUCUACUAUAGUUCACUCAGGUUGGGUUUCUGUACUGGCAGAAGCAAUGAAGUCUCCCCGCAUAAUGGAGGCCUCACAUGCUGCCAGAACCCUGGCUAAUCUAGACCGAGAGACCAUGCGAGAAAAAUACCAGGACGGCGUGUACGUACUACACCCCCAGUAUCGCACAAGUCAGCCCAUUAAAGCAGAUGUCCUUUUUAUUCAUGGCCUUAUGGGAGCAGCAUUCAAAACAUGGCGCCAGCAGGACAAUGAGCAGCUUUUAACUGAAAAGAUUUUAGAGGACGAUGCCAGGUAUACAACAUGUUGGCCUAAGACAUGGUUGGCAAGAGACUGUCCUGCUCUCCGAAUUAUAUCUGUGGAGUAUGACACCAGCCUGAGCGACUGGAGAACGAGGUGCCCGAUGGAAAGGAAGUCCAUUGCAUUCAGGAGCGACGAGCUUCUGAGGAAGCUCAGAGCUGCUGGUGUUGGGGACAGGCCGGUCAUUUGGGUGUCACACAGCAUGGGAGGUCUUCUUGUCAAAAAGAUGCUGUUGGAAGCCUCUAAGAAGCCAGAAAUGAGUACUGUUAUAAACAAUACCAGAGGAAUAAUUUUUUAUAGCGUCCCUCAUCAUGGAUCCCAUCUGGCUGAAUACUCUGUUAAUAUUCGCUAUCUUCUCUUUCCCUCCUUGGAAGUCAAAGAACUCAGCAAGGAUUCUCCUGCACUUAAAACACUACAGGAUGACUUUCUGGAGUUUGCUAAAGACAAAAACUUCCAGGUGCUGAAUUUCGUGGAAACACUGCCAACUUACAUUGGUAGCAUGAUUAAACUGCAUGUGGUACCUGUGGAAUCAGCAGAUUUAGGCAUUGGAGAUCUAAUUCCUGUGGAUGUUGACCAUUUGAACAUUUGUAAGCCAAAGAAAAAAGAUGCUUUUUUAUACCAGCGUACCUUACAAUUCAUCUGUGAAACUUUAGCCAAAGAUCUUGAAGACUGACUGUUAUCUUCUUCCAUUUUGCAAGAAGUUUGGUGUUCUCUUUCUCUUUUAAAGCUCUAAGCAAUCAUGCAAACAUAUUCCCUGUGGCAUCACUGUGGUCUGAAGCAUGUUGCAGGCAACAGCCUAUUCUCAUUUCAUGCACUGAAAAGCACAAACCUAAAGUGGCAAUCAGAGAAUGAAGGGCUAGACUGGAUUCUUUUGAUUUAAAAGAAAUUCCAUGUGCACUAGCUUAUGUUUUGCAGCGUUGGCCCUGGUGCAGGGACCAAGCUGCUACGGACAGAGACUGCCUUUUGUCAUCUGUGACUGUCUCCAGCUCAUACCAGGAGGAACACUGAUGGUUUCUCAAGGGAGAGCAAUCAUCACCUUCCAUAAAAAUGCCAUUUGGAGAGUACCUAGACUAGAGAGGAAACUGAACUAUGGAAGAUAAUAUAUAGAAUAUAAAUAUUUUUUGUUCUGGGUUUCCAUGUGCUGUAAAUUUAAAAAUAUAUAUCCGUGUAAACCUUUGUCUAACAUUAACUGUCAGACUUGUCAUCCAUGGGCAGUUCCUUAUAAGUUUUUAUUUUCAUAUUGCUGAGAAUAAUUCUCUUUUUAAAAGAAUUGUAGCCUCUAGUAAUUCUUUCCAGAUUGCAGCUACCUAUACUUGUAAUUUUUCCCAGAUAAGGAUAAAGUAGCUAAUCCAUUAUAUAUAUAUAUAUAUCAGCAGUACUUAGUAUGAAGAUUCUCUGAUUCUCUUUAGCUAAGUAACAUAGACCUUUCUUUCAUGCUCAUUUGAAAGUUGCAUCAAUUGACCUUGAGCAUGUAAGAAAUAUGAAAUCACGUUAAUGACUUUUUAGUUUUAAAUAACAGCAUUAAGAUAGAAAUCGCGUAAUACUGAUCCUUUUAAAUAUACAGUUGAUUUUUAGUGUAUAUACAGAGUUGUACGACCCUCCCCACUAUGUAAUUUCAGAACAUUGCAUCAUCCCCCAAAUUAACUCUAUACCCAUUAGCAAUCACGACUCACCUCCUUUCCCUUCAGCUCCUGCCAAACACUAAUCUACUCCCUCUCUCUAUGGAUUUGCGUAUUAUGGACAUUUCAUAUAAAUGGAACCCUACAAUGUGU